UGGCUAUACCGUUGAAAUGUCAAACUCAACUAGCUGACGUGAAAAGAAAUAAAAAAUAAAAAAAAAUUCGAAAGUGCUCACGGUAGAAUUGUGUAAAGUCGUAAAAAAAAUUAUUUUAAAUUUAUUAAAAUCCUUCAAAAUUAAUUCAAUUUAAGCCAAACAAAAGCGAAAAGUUUAUCCCAUACGCAACAAUAUAAUUUAAAAAUAAAAAUGAACUAAAUAAACAAAAAAUCAAAAUCUCUGGAACCCAUAAACAAAACUACAACAAUGUGAACGAACACAACAUGUAAAUUUUUCUAACAUAAUUUUUUCGAUGUGUUCCUUAAUUCCUUAUCCCCCUAAAUAAUAUAAUGAAAUCAAUGAUAUUUUAACGGAAUUAAGUACUCAAAACAUCCUUAAGAAGAAGAAUACAUACAAACAAACAAAAAAAAAGCUCAUCCAACUAAAGCUAAAUAAAACAAAACCAAAACCCUUAAUAUAAAUAUACAUAAAUAUUAUAUAAAUAUAUAAUUUUUCUACUCAUAAACGGUGGUUAUUGGUGGGCAAUUUUUUAAAAAUUGCUUACACCAAACCCUACAACAGCCAAAAAAUUCCGAAAUCUUCAAAUUCUGCUUCAGCGCUACAAAAGCUAAAAGCCAAAGCUACCGGCACCUCGGUCAAACGUAGUAAAAAGUCGACAAAAUCAACGAAACAACAACAACAGCAGCUACUAUUACAGCAGCAGCAACAAUCGACGUUAGCAUUAGCCACAGCUUCAACAUCGAAUCCAUCAUCAUUUCAGCAAAGUGUUGGUGGCUCCUUUCAAGGAGUCAUCGGCGGCAGUGGUGGCACAGAAUUUCUUUCGCAAGGCCACAGUUAUAGUUAUCAGCAACGCGGUGGCGCCUUUAAAAGCGACACUGCAUACAGUGGCGGGGGUGGUGGUGUUGGUGUCGGUGGUGCCGGCAGUGGAGGUGCUAGCACCAGUGACGACAUUGCUGCAAAUUUUUCUAAAACAACCUUUUCACCAAAUUCAACACAAAAAUCUUCAUCAUCCUCAUUUCAUCAUUCAGCGUCAUAUCAACAACAACAGCAGCAACAACCAUACCAUCAGCAGCAGCAACAGCAGCAGCAGCAAUAUAAUCAAAUUAAUAAUCACAACCAUAAUAGUAAUCCUCCACAUACCAAUAGUGCCAACAUUAACAAUUUUACAAACUUCUCAUCUUCGUCCCAACCAGCGAUGAUGAUGAAACAAAAGACAACAUUGGGCGAACGUAUAAACAUUGGCGAUGAGGUGCGUGAGCUAAAAUUGGGAUGUACAUUUAAUACUAAAAAAACAACGAAUGCAUUUCAUACAAUUAAAUAUGAUUUUAAACCUGCAAGUGUGGAUAAAAAUCGUGUUGCUACUGUAGAUGUUGGCUCAAAUAAUCAAGUUACUGUUACUGUGCCAAAUUUAGUUAGUUCCGGUGUGCCUCAUACCAUUUAUAAAGGAAAUCAAAAGAAAUACACAAAAGAAUGUAUACUCAUAUUCGACAAAAGGACUGGUGAAAUUACAUUAGAGAAAUUAAAUCACAAUAUACAAGUAAAGAAGACGCGUGAAAUGACAAACAAACCUAGUGUACCUACACCUGUAGCAAUGCCGCCGGCAGCAGCUCCCCCAGCUGUAUUAGCGCCUUCAGUAGCUGUCUCAGGAGGAAAAUUAGAAAACAGUACAAUGAGAAUAUCUUCCAAAACAAAAGUUUCCACUGGCAAUAGAAGAAAUACAAUAAUUGAAUUAAAGUCUCGCAACUCUCCCAUGCAAGGUUCACCUUCGGCGGGUUUGACUCAUCACAACAAUAAAAGUCCUCAAUCGGCUCCAGCAUGGAAUGCUAAUAAUGGCCAGGCCACUUUACCUAGUAUACCCAUGAUUGAUGAUGAUGAUUCAAUAUUUGGUAUUGGCGGUGGUGGUGGAGGUGCUGGUGCAGGCGGCGGCGUUGUUGGUGGUCUUGCUAAUAUUUCAGCUUCUUCCUCCUCCUCAACAUCCAGUCAUCAUAAUAAUUCAGGACAUGAAUAUGAUUUACCCCAAUUACAAUAUUCAACAGCACCUCCAACGAAACAAUCAAAACAAUCACAUCACAAUAGUAAUAAUCAAAAGCGACACAACAAUCAUCAACGGCAUCAGCAGCAGCAACAACAACAGCAGCUGCAACAACAACAGCAGCAGCAACAACAACAGCAAGCUUCAUCCUUACAAACGCAACAACAACAGGUGCAACAGUGGCAACAACAAUUGCAACAGCAGCAACAACAACAGCAGCAGCAACAACAACAAAAUCAAUAUAAUCGUUACAACACUAAUGGCAAUUCCUCGACUUCCUCAUCGUUAUAUAGUAGUAAUCAUAAUAGUAAUCAUCAUAGCAAUAAUAAUAUACGUAAUAGCAAUCAUCAUAAUAACAACAACAACAAUACCAACAACCACAGUAACAACAACAGCAACAAUAAUCUUAAUCAUCAUCAUAAUGAUCUUGCCUCAUCGCCAACACUGGCCAGUGAAGCAGCAGCUCUUGAACAGAACAUUGCUGCCGACUUAAGUUCAUCGACUUCUAGUUCAGAAUCAGAAUCGAGUGGUAGUGAAAGUGGUUCGGAUUCCGAUGACAGCACAGAAGAUGAUAGACCGUCAAGAGCUGCAAUUAAUCAAAUGAAUCAACUGCCUAGUUUGGGAAUGGCACCAAUAACGACAUCUUCGCCACAGAUGCAAUAUCAACAGCAACAACAACAGCAAAAUAAUCAACAGCAUGUGCAGCAGCAUACAGGAGGAGUAGGAGGUGGUAGUGGUGGUGCUGGUGGAAAUUUUGCAACCAAUGGUGGUUUUCCUAAUGAUUUAUUACAAAAUGAUUUACAAUUAUCAUCAAAUUCGUCCGAUGAUGAUUCCGAUUAGUUUAAAUAUAUAAAUGAAAUAAUAAUUAUUGAAAUAAAACAACCACAACACCACUUACUCUAUAAAUAAUAAAAUAAUUAAAAAUAAUAGUAUAUUUUUGUAAAAAGGAAACCUAAAUAAAAUAUAUAAUAUUAACAAAACUAACAAACAAAAAAUAGUAAUUUAAAAUAAAAACCCCACAAAAGUUGAUAUAUUAAAAGAAAACAACAAACAAAAUUCUUAAGAACACAAAUUAAAAAAAACCAACAAACAAACAAAAACCAUUUAAUAUUAGUUUUUAUGAUUAUUAUCUAAAUAUAUAUAUAUAAAUAAUUAUACAUAUUAAAACUUUCUGUUUUUAAACGAUUUUUAACGAUUUUAUUACAACAAAACAAGAAAACAAUUGCUAUUUAUAUAAAAAUCUUCUGUUUGUUUACUUCCUGUUUUUUUUUUUUUUUUUCUUUAAAUAAUUUUAAUAAUAGUAAUUUUUAUAUUUUAAUUGAAAUAUUUAAAGUUUGAUUCAAAGAUUCUUGCUUCAAAUAUUUUGUAUACAUACGUACUACAUAAAUAAAUAAUGCUCUCCAAAAACCCCUUGGAAACUUUUUUUUUUAAAUAUUUUAAUUUUUGCAAAAGUUUUUAAAUAAAUGGUGUAAUUUUCUUUUAUAAUACAUAAAUAA
Calliphora vicina (urban bluebottle blowfly) is the source of this 3549-nucleotide messenger RNA. RefSeq names its product ELL-associated factor (gene Eaf). Gene Ontology annotation, cellular component: super elongation complex. The record is from RefSeq and is a predicted model, not a curated record. Bases 1217 to 2893 code for a protein of 558 amino acids. Gene Ontology annotation, biological process: transcription elongation by RNA polymerase II; regulation of DNA-templated transcription. Gene Ontology annotation, molecular function: transcription elongation factor activity. Lineage: Eukaryota; Metazoa; Arthropoda; Insecta; Diptera; Calliphoridae. The transcript has 8 exons.